Knipowitschia caucasica is the source of this 3618-nucleotide messenger RNA. NCBI's taxonomy places the organism in Eukaryota, Metazoa, Chordata, Actinopteri, Gobiiformes, Gobiidae. The record is from the annotation of a GenBank genome assembly.
AUGGAUGGCAGUGAGAGUUUGGAGGUGAGCAUGGAGGUAGAGGGCUGGGACUCCAGUCUGGAGGAGGAGCUGGGAAUUUCUCUGGCCGAGCUAAAGCUGUGGGUGGAUGAGGCUGUGGAGAAGAGUGAGCUUGUGCAGAAGAAAAAGGCCGAGCUGCGUGAGCUUGAAGAGUGGGUGGAGAAGAAAGAAAAUGAAAAUGCGGUGGCUGAAUCCCUCCUAAAAGAGGCCAAUCAAUCUUUGCGCACAUGUCAGAAGCUUGUGAAGGAGACAUAUGAAAAGAAUGGCCUGGUUUAUGUGGAGAGCAGCUCUGAGGAUGAGGGUUUGUUAGGAGAGCCUCUAUCCUCAGAGAUCAUCGAGAUUGACGAUGACGAUGAUGAUGACGUCAUUGCUGUGGGAUGCUUGGUUCCCCCCAAGUCCCCAUUUACUUCUCCGAAGAAAGAUUCCUCAGGAGCAGCUCUGCAGAAAGCUAAUCAACAAGUUCAAGAUUUAGUUCAGUUUAUCAACAAGUCAACAUUGGGUCCACCACCCGGCCGGCCAGCAGGUCAGGUUCACCCGAACGCUCCUCCAGUGAUCGUGUCGCAGAUACCAUCACAGUCAGUAACGCAGCCAAACUACUCCAACAUCAAAGAGUACGAGCUGAAGAUUGGGAUGGUCGUCCUGGGGAAGAAACGCACCAAGAUCUGGCACAAUGGCACGCUGGUGGCAGUCCAGCCGUCUGCAGGGGAUGGUGUGGAAAAGUUUAAAGUCAAGUUUGAUAAAGGCAAAAGUCUUCUCUCUGGGAAUCACAUCGCAUUCACCUUCAACCCCAUUCUGGAAAACUUGUAUGUUGGAGCUCGUGUUGUUGCCAAGUAUAAGGAUGGGAACUCGGAGUGGCUUUAUGCGGGCAUUGUUGCUGAAAUGCCAAGCACAAAAAAUUCUAUGAGGUACCUGGUAUUCUUUGACGACGGUUAUGCCUCGUAUGUGAAAUUGCAAGAUCUGUUUCCAGUAUGUCGCCCAUUGAACCGUACGUGGGAGGACAUUGAGGACGGCUCAUGUCGUGACUUCAUUGAAGAGUACAUCACAGCGUACCCCAGCAGGCCCAUGGUGCUGCUCAAGGUGGGCCAGAUCAUCAAGACCGAGUGGGAGGGCACCUGGUGGAAGAGCAGAGUGGAGGAGGUGGAUGGAAGCUUAGUUAAAAUAUUGUUCCUGGAUGAUAAGAGGAGUGAGUGGAUCUACAGAGGUUCCACUAGAUUAGAGCCCAUGUUUAAUCUGAGAAUGACCUCAGCCAACACGCAGGAGAAGAAGCUGGCCGGCCUUCAGCGAUCUCGGCCUAAUAUGGGUGCUCUGAGGACUAAGGGCCCUGUGGUUCAGUACACUAGUGAGGGAGCAGCGUCUCCAAGCAAAGCUCCCCCGCCCACGUUAAACCUCCCGUCCCUGCACCAGCCCCAGCCCCAGAUCCAGACCCAGACCCAGGCGCAGGUCAUCCCGACACAAAUACACAUCCCUCAGCCUGCACAACCUCUGCGUGUGGAUUCGAAGCAUCAAAUGGCAAAGAAAAGCACUUCUCCGUUUAUCCCCGGGGUUGGAGGCACUCAUGCUUCUAGGAUUUUGCAGUCUCUCAACAGCACUCCCAGCACCAUAACGGGCGUGAGGUUGCUCGGCCCCCCCACCACGUUCCAGCGCCUCCAGCCCAUCGUACCCGGCCCUCCGCCCAUAAGUCACGUGGUCACAGCCGUCCCUCAGCAGCCUUCGUACCGCGCGCCUUCUGAUCGCAUCUUCUACUUUGCACACGUCUGCCAGCCGUCCUGCCUCAACCGCAUCAGACCCACAAAAGUGGACUUUUACAGGGGGAAGAACCCGCUCCUCGUCCCGCUGCUCUAUGACUUCAGGCGCAUGACGGGACGACGCAAAGUCAAUCGGAAGAUGUCGUUCCAUGUGAUUUACAAAGCUCCGUGUGGCCUUUGUCUGAGGACCAUGGCGGAGAUCGAGAAGUAUCUUUUCUUUACAAACUGCGACUUCAUAUUUCUGGAGAUGUUCUGUCUGGACCCGUACGUUCUGGUGGACAGGCCGUUCAACCCACAGAAACCCUUUUACUACAUCCCAGACAUCACACGGGGCCGGGAGGACGUGCCCUUGUCCUGUGUAAAUGAGAUUGACUCCACGCCGCCUCCUAAAGUCGCCUACAGUAAAGAGAGAAUUCCUGAAGAUGCCGUCUUUAUCAACACAGAUUCAGAUUUCCUGGUUGGUUGUGAAUGCACUGAUGGAUGUCGAGACAAAUCCAAAUGCUCGUGCCACCAGCUGACACUGCAGGCCACCGCGUGUACUCCGGGGGCACAGGUCAAUCAGAGCGCUGGCUAUUUGAACAAACGACUGGAGGAAUGUCUCCCCACUGGGAUUUAUGAGUGUAAUAAGAUGUGUAAGUGUUCGCACCAAAUGUGUACAAACCGACUGGUGCAGCACGGCCUUCAAGUGCGUCUGCAGCUUUUCAAAACACAGAACAAAGGCUGGGGAAUCCGCUGCCUGGACGAUGUGGCCAAAGGAUCAUUUGUUUGUAUUUAUGCAGGUAAAAUACUGACUGAUGAUUUUGCUGACAAGGAGGGUCUGGAGAUGGGGGACGAGUACUUUGCUAACCUGGAUCAUAUCGAAAGUGUGGAAAACUUCAAAGAGGGCUAUGAAAGUGAGGCGCACUGCUCCGACAGUGAAGGGAGCGGAGUGGAUGUGUCCCGCAUGAAGCUCCAGCCCUCAGCUAUCUCUAACACUGCUCGACGAUCCUCCAAAAAAGGCAAAGCUUCGAGUUCGUCGGAAUCCAGCAGCGACGGAAACGAUAAGGAUUCAAAGAGCGACGACGACAGCGACAGUUCAGACGGCACGUUUGUGAAAGACAACUACUUCAACUCUAGCUCAGUCUGGAGGAGCUACACCACGCGGCAAGCCAAAGGCAAAGAUGGGAGUCAGGACGGUAAAGACGGGGCGAAGAAGAACAAAGGAGUGCCGAACAAGCCCCACCUGAUGCCCGAGGAGACUGGAAAGAGCAAAGUGGCCUCAUGGCUUUCCAACCAACCGCCCAAGAAGGACGGAGACGUUAAAAGUGAUGGAAAGUCAGAGGCUAAAAAACAAGACGUCAUGACUCUGUCUGACAGCGACGAUGUUCAGACCAUCAGCUCCGGCUCCGAUGACAAGGAGAAGGAGAAAAUCACUGUGACUAAAAAGCAGGUGGCUGUUAAAUCGACUCGCUUUAUUUCCAUGAAAACGAGUCAUGGGAUGAUGAUGAAGGGGGGAGGGGCCGGCACUGGUGGAUCGGGGGCUCAGGGCGGAAAACAAAAAUCCGGCAAAGACAGCGGCCCCCGAAACACGCGCUCUUUCUUUGAUGGAGAGGAAUCCUGUUACAUCAUCGACGCCAAGCUCGAAGGCAAUCUCGGACGUUAUCUCAAUCAUAGCUGCAGUCCAAACCUGUUUGUCCAGAAUGUGUUUGUGGACACGCAUGACCUGCGUUUUCCCUGGGUCGCAUUCUUUGCCAGCAAGCGUAUCCGCGCGGGCACAGAGCUCACAUGGGAUUAUAACUAUGAAGUGGGCAGCGUGGAGGGGAAAGUGCUCCUGUGCUGUUGCGGCUCUCCAGAAUGCAGAGGAAGACUCCUGUAG